This is a messenger RNA of Nerophis lumbriciformis (worm pipefish), 8593 nucleotides long. It is a transcript of the gene apc2, whose product is annotated as APC regulator of WNT signaling pathway 2. Gene Ontology annotation, biological process: cell fate specification; pattern specification process; cell migration. Gene Ontology annotation, molecular function: beta-catenin binding; microtubule binding; gamma-catenin binding. The record is from RefSeq and is a predicted model, not a curated record. NCBI's taxonomy places the organism in Eukaryota, Metazoa, Chordata, Actinopteri, Syngnathiformes, Syngnathidae. Gene Ontology annotation, cellular component: cytoplasmic microtubule; catenin complex; beta-catenin destruction complex.
UCUCGUUCGCUCUCCUCCGGUCCCCUCCUCCUUCGUGCAUCUUCGGCUCUUUUCGGCAUGCCGAAGCCAACACACACAAAAAAAGGUGCUGCGUGCACACUGACAUGGAUCGAGUGGCUCACCUUGCAUCCUAGCUCGGUACGAACCGGGUUAACCGGACGACCUUAGCACCCCACCCGCGACUAAACACCCACCCACCCACUUACCCCCACCCUGGAGGUCCUCGUCGUCGUCGUCGUCGGGCUGGUUCGGUUCGGUUGGAGACGACACGAGACCACGACGCUCCUCUAAAGGGGGCGCCACAGAGCGCGACGAUGGCGUCGUACGACCAGCUGGCCCACCAGGUGGCGGCGCUGCGCAAGGAGAACUCCCACCUGCGGAGGGAGCUAGAGGACAACUCCAACCAUCUCUCCAAGCUGGAGACGGAGACGUUCGGCAUGAAGGAAGUGCUCAAGCAGCUGCAGUGUAAACUGGAGCAGGAGGCGGGGACUCUGGCGUCGUCGGGCCGCAGUGACGUGCUGCACCAACUCAAAGAGCUGCACAUGGACCUGACCAACUACUACGAGCUGAAGCAUCAAGCUCAUCAAGCUCACAACUUCCGGCUGCUGGCUGACAGUCUGGGCGGGGCGGGGCCGCCCGGGGCGGAGCGAGAAGACCGCUUGGCUCUUCCCCCGCCGUCCUGCCCCUCCUCCGCCUCGUCGGCGGCGGCGGGCCGCGCCAAAGCCUCGUGUCGCGGCGUGGACGUCGCCGGCGUCCUGUUGCCUCACCACUUCCUGGACGGAGCUCCGCCCAAGACAGCGGUCAUCAGCGGGGCGGACGGGCGGCUCAGCGACCACCACGUGGAGGAGCUGUACAAGGAGAGGAACCAGCUUUUGGGGGAAAUCGACCACGAGGAGCGGGAGCGCUGCUGGUACUUCAGCCAGCUGGAGGCGCUGUCCCAGAAACUGACCCACUUGCCUCGCAUCGACACGUUCUCCCUGCAGAUGGAUCUGAUCCGCCAGCAGCUGGAGUUCGAGGUCCAGCAGGUGCGCUCGGUCAUGGAGGAACGCUUCGGGACCAGCGAGGAGAUGGUCCAGCGCACUCAGAUGCGUGUUGCUCGUCUGGAGCAGCUGGAGAAAGAACUGCAGGAGACCCGAGGGAGUCAGGAGAGCCAACUGCAGCUAUCGGGUGCAGAGAGGCCCCCUGCUGGAGAAGUAGACAACAACAUGUCGGCAGGAACAGAAGGUGCAGCAGACGGAGCAAACAAGGUGGAGAUGGUGUUCUGGCUGCUGUCCAUGUUGGCCAACAGGGACAAGGAAGAGAUGUCCCGGACUCUCCUGGCCCUUUCCAGUUCUCAGGACAGCUGCGUCGCCAUGAGAAAGUCUGGCUGCGUCCCCCUGUUGGUCCAGAUCAUUCACGAAGCUCCAGGCGGUGGUGGUGGCACAGCGGACGAAGCUGCCGGUGGCCCGACAUCGUGCUGUAGCCGUGAGGCUAAGUCACGGGCCAGCGCCGCCCUGCACAACGUCAUCUACUCCCAGCAGGAUGAGGGCCAGGCCCGCCGGGAGAUGAGGGUUCUGCACAUGCUGGAGCAAAUCCGAACUUACUGCGACAGUGGCUGGGACUGGAUCGAGAACCACACCGAGACUUCAUCUGGUCAAAUCAGAAUUACAGAUAUUCCAGAACCGGUGGACCCUCAUCUCUGUCAGGCCAUAUGUGCCAUAAUGAAGCUUUCCUUUGAAGAAGAGUUCCGGCGCGCAAUGAAUGAACUAGGUGGAUUGCAGGUGGUGGCAGACCUGAUCUACCUGGAACAAGAAAUGUACGGCACGCAAAAUGACCCCAUCAACAUGGCGCUUCGGCGUUACGCUGGCAUGGCUUUGACCAACCUCACCUUUGGGGACGUGGUUAACAAGGCCACUCUAUGCUCCAAAAAGGGUUGUCUGCAGGCUUUGGUGUAUCAGUUGGGCUCCGACAGUGAGGAGCUACACCAGGUGGUCUCCAGCAUCCUCAGAAACCUGUCCUGGAGGGCCGACAUCAGCAGCAAGCGAGUACUACGAGAUAUUGGCUGUGUAUCUGCUCUGAUGACCUGCGCCCUACAGGCCACCAAGGAGUCUACUUUGAAAAGCCUGCUGAGUGCUCUGUGGAAUCUGUCAGCUCACAGCAUGAACAACAAGGAGGCGGUGUGCGCCGUUGACGGUGCUCUUGGCUUCCUGGUCAGCACACUCACGUACCGCUGUCAGACCAACUCCCUGGCCAUCAUUGAAAGUGGAGGCGGGAUCCUGCGAAAUGUGUCGAGUCUGGUGGCUGCACGAGAAGACUACAGGCAAGUCCUGCGGGAUCACAACUGCCUCCAGACUCUCCUGCAGCACCUGCGCUCGCAUAGCCUGACUAUCGUAAGCAAUGCUUGUGGAACACUUUGGAAUCUCUCUGCCAGAAGUCCCAAAGACCAGGAGCUGCUUUGGGACCUGGGUGCAGUGAGCAUGUUGCGCAACCUCAUCCACUCCAAACACAAGAUGAUCGCGAUGGGCAGCGCUGCAGCUUUGAGGAACCUCCUGACCAAUCGACCCCCCAAGUACAAGGAUGCUUCGGUGCUCUCCCCGGGCUCGUGCGUCCCCUCGCUGUACAUGAGGAAACAGAGGGCGCUUGAGGCGGAGCUGGAUUCCAAACACCUCACUGAAACCUUUGACACCCUAGACAAACCGAGUCCCAAGCAUUUGGGCUUCAACAAGCAGCUCCGUCACAUUGAAAGUCUAGCCAAGGAUUAUGCGUCCGAUUCUGGUUGUUUUGAUGAUGAAGAAGCCCCUAUAGUCUCCAGUAGUCUGGAUACUGGAAGUAUCUCCAUGCUUUCCAUGUACCUCACCAAUUCAAACUUCCUACAAAACCGUAAGCAGGACAAUGAGCCAGAGAGGGAUGUGGACCUGCCUCAGAUGGACAGGAGACACGGUGUGUCUGAUGAUGUUGUGUCUGCUGCUGCUGAGAAGCUAGCUAAGAAAAUCACCAACACGGUUGCUAAAAUUGACAGAUUAGUGGAUGACAUAACCAUGCACACGUCCUCUGAGGAUAGUUUUAGCCUCAGCUCUGAAGAUCACCUGGCAGAUUGGCCUUAUGGAUUGGAUGAGCUCAACGAAGCCCGAGCUAAGUCGUGUUCUCCCUGCCGUCUCUCGGAUACAAGCAGCUUGGCCCAAAGAGAGCGUCUCAGCAGGGCACAUGCGUUACUGCGCCUCAAAAGUGCUCAUACAAGUGUAUCCACAGACAGCCUGAAUAGUGGCAGCACCAGCGAUGGUUACUGUGGCAGUAAAGACCAAAUCCGACCUGCACCAAAAGCUCCCAUCCUCCAACAACGACCUAAUCAGCUCGAUCUUAAAGUGGCCCAUCAAGAAUUCCUGAACGUUCAACCUGCCAUUUUGAGUAAGAUGACCCAGCAAGAUAUUCCUGAGAGAGAUUCUGUGGAUAUCAAAGACAAAAUAUCUUUGGAGCUCAUUGACACAGAUGCAGAAACGAACCAGGAUCAUCCUGUGCAAACACCUGUAAGUGCAUCAACUAAAGUCUCCUCAGACAUCAGCAUGGCCUCCAUAAAACUCUCUCCCUCAUAUCAACAAGUUCCUCUCAUUCAGAGCGUAGCUAAAUUUGGGGUAGCAAAAACAUCCAUUAACGUUCAGGCAGCUGAAGCCAUGAGGAGGCAAGCCUGGGUACCCACUGUGAUGACAGGGGGAAGCAUGACAAAAUUUUCUCCAAUGGCAUCCAGCAGAAGUCCAACUAUCGGGACCAUGGAAACAGUCCAGAAAUACUCGGUGGAGAACACACCAAUCUGCUUCUCUCGAUGCAGUUCCUUGUCCUCCCUGUCUUCUGGGGACGGAGUGCUGGAUGAACAAAGUGACAAUGAGUUGGAGAGUGACUCGUCACUUGAAAUUAUUGAAGUUGAAGAUGGAGAAGAGGUGAAAAGGGCUGAAGAGGAUGAGACCUUGGAGGAUCUGAGUGACAGCCAGUUGCUUAUGACUGAUUCAAAAACCUUCCCAAGCAAAGAGGCAGAUCCCAUUGAAAUUCAGUGUCCUUCCAAAAGGGAAAAGGUCUUCCUUAAGGGCUCUUUACCAGCAGAAUUAGAAGACAGAUCGCCAUCCAGUUCUUCUGAAAACUAUAUUCAUGAGACCCCUCUGGUCAUGAGUCGCUGCAGUUCAGUCAGUUCACUGGGAAGUUUUGAGUCUCCGUCCAUUGCCAGCUCAAUCCAAAGUGAUCCCUGCAGUGAGAUGAUCGAUGGAACCAUCAGUCCGAGUGAUCUUCCGGACAGCCCCGGCCAAACCAUGCCUCCCAGUCGAAGCAAGACUCCGUGUUGCGUCGAGUCAAAUGGAGCUGAAGUGCAGACGGCUGGCUUGGCAGGACAGUGGGAAAAUAGUCUGCGAAAGUUAAUGGAGGUUACAGACUCCAAAGACAGGUUUAACAUUCCUCCCGACUUAGACACAAUGAUUUAUUUCACCGUGGAAAAGCCCAUUGAGAAUUUCUCCUGUGCGUCGAGUCUGAGUGCUUUGCCACUUCAUGAACACUACAUCCAGAAAGAUGUGGAGCUCAAACUGACCCCCCUGCUCCAGCAAAAUGACAGCAACCUACAAUUUCAUGAUGAUGAUGACCAGGGCCUUGACCAAGGAGAGAGAUACAGUGAAGGCAAUUCCGAUGACGACAUAGAGAUUCUGAAGGAGUGUAUCAACUCAGCAAUGCCAUCCAAAUUCAGGAAGGUUAGACCUUCCUUGAUGACCAACAUUCCUCCUCAUUAUCUCAGUGCACAAAAAGCAUUACAUCUUCCAGUGUACAUGAUGCUCCCAAAUGGCAAAACACAGUUGUGUCCUGGGAGGAGAAUUGUCAUCCCACAGAAGGACAUCAAGUAUGACGAUUCAUCCAUCACUGAUUCAGCUGAAGGUACACCAGUCAACUUCUCCAGCACAACUUCACUGAGUGAUGAAACCCUGCAGUACUCAGUAAAAGACUGCAGGGCAAGGCCCAUUUCCAAGCAAGGAAUACUUGAUGAGGAAGCAAAGAGGAUUGAAGACUUGAGAAUAUUCUCCCACUUUCACAAACCAAACAAGUUGAGUUACCCGCCUGUGAUUCCAACAGGCCGCUCAACCAAACACAUCAUUCCAACCCACAAGGUGCUGAUGCAGAGCAAGGAAGUGGCCGACAGAGUUGCUAGUCAGAGGAAUCGCGAUCACUCGCCCAGCCAUCAGAAGAAGAUGAAAUAUCAGCGCUCCGCUGGAAAGCUGGAAUUACCUGUCAUAGAACAGAACCUGGAAAGUACCACUAAUCAGGAAGGGCAAAAUAGAAACGGAGGACAAAUGUCACAUUCAUUAGAGGGGGCUAAACACUUCUACCACAACGAGGAAGACAGCAAGCAUAUUAGCAGAAACAGGAUCAGGGAAGAAAGCAGAAAUACUCUCUCGCGGAGCAUGACAAACAUCGGUCGGGUCAGUGUUUCCCAAACAAAGACGAGAGGAUUUCACAGACUAAAACAAAACCUGAUCAAGAGCGAAUCACAGGCAUGUUACUCAUUGAGUUCAUCACUUAGUUCACUGAGCGAUGCCGAGUUUGAGGACCAUAAAUCAAAAGCUCAGCAGGUAUGGUACAAAAACAGGCACAACAAAAGCCUAAAUAUGAUGCAACAAGCCAAACCCUUGAGUAUCCAUAGCCAGUUUGAUGAGCCAAGUUCUCCAAGUUCUGUCAGCAUGGAUUCAGAAGACGACCUCCUUCAGAAAUGCAUUACAUCUGCAAUGCCCAGGCAAAGACGAAAGAUGGCCGCCAGGAAGAGGAAAGCAGAGAACAACCUAAUACAAAUGCAGAAGACUUCUGAUAGUUGGAACUUGGACGAGGACAGUGAUGACAUGGUGUGGGAUCAAGACUCAGACUUAAACAGUGUGGAGUGGAGAGCUAUUCAGGAAGGUGCAAAUUCUGUUGUGACUGGACUUCAGGCGUCCAAGUCUCAAGAGCUGUCUUCUGAAGAAACCGAAUCAGUCAUGUCGUUCAUGUCAACAUCCAGCUUCACACCAAAAGAAAAGAAGUUUGCUAAAGAUAAAAAGGCUAACAAACCUCUGGACUUUGCACAGCGCAAGCCAGUCCCAAACUUGCCAGUUGUUUUCAGGGGCAGAACAGUGACGUAUACUCCGAAAAAAGAGACCGCUCCGUCGCAAAGACCUCCACCCAGGAAAGUAUCGACCAAGACAGAUGCUCCAAAAAACCCAGAGCUUGCUCAGCACAGAUCUAAAAGCCUUCACAGAUUAGGAAGACCCCAAGACAUGGAGCUGUCUUUGCCAAAGAGAAGCUCCACACCACCUCCAAGAUUACCGAAAAGUUCUUCCUCUGGAUCCUCACAGAGUUCUACACCAUCCAAACAAUCACAAAAGAAGCGGACAUCGCCUCCCCAGACAAUAAACAGGCCAAUUCAAAAAAAGAGUGUUACACCAGCAAGUAGUCCCCCAGCAAGCAGCCCCCCUGAAAGAAAAGGGCGCUCUACCGUUGUCAACCGAGUUGAUAAAUCACAACCCCCUAAAACUCAGAAAUCACCGGUCAGAAUUCCUUUUAUGCAAAAUUCUGUGAGGCAAUCUAGACCUAUUUCACCUCUGGUAACCAACCAUGUGACCAUCAGGCAAAACCAGAUCAAUGGAAACAGAGUCCGACCUGCAAAUCGUUUUGACCUGGUCAGGAUGGCUUCAGUUCAUUCAAGUGGUGGCGAAGUGGACUCAAAUGGAUUCUUGAGACAGUUGACUUUCAUCAAAGAAUCUAAGAAUGGACUAAAACGUGACACUCCACGCAACAUGUCCCGAGUCCAGAACGGUUCCCCUCAUCGAGCAGUUCCAGGGCCCUCAGCUGUCUUCCUUUGCUCGUCCCGCUGUCAGGAGCUUAAAGUGGCUGCCCAGUUUCCACGACAGACCACAGGAAAAGGUGCUGGACAAGCACAGCAAGUCCAGAGAACUCAGCCGGGACAUCAGAAACAGCUCUCAAACAUUUCCAGGGCGACCUCCAGGGAGCGGGACCUGCCCGAAAAACGUCCAGUCAGGAGAACCACUUCAGAAAGCCCCUGUAGGGUAGCCCAACGGAAUGGGCCUAGCAGAGUUUGGGGAGCUCGACAGCAACAGGACAAAGAAACAUUUAAACGGCACUCCUCAUCUCCCAGCAUAAACAUCCUGAGUCGAGUGACCAGCCGCUCUUCCCUCCGGUCGUCAUCUUCCGAUUCAAGCGGCAGAGCAAAAAGCGAGGAUGACACAAAGAAGAGAGGGCAGAAAUCUCGUCUGAAUGACAGGGUCACCUGGAGGAGAAUCAGGGAUGAAGAUGUACCACAGAUCUUGAAAAGCACUCUGCCAGCAAACGCGUUACCCCUGGUGCCUUCACCAGAAGAGGACAAGCCAAAAGUAACGGGUCUUCCAGGGAAAUUGCCAACCAUACUUCUGGCAUCGCGCUCCAUGAGUGACGCAACGGUUCAGACUGACGAUUUCUCUAAUAGCAAGAUGAACUCCAGCACCUCCACGUCAGUGGAAUCAGCUUUAUUAAUCCCAGAGGACACGGCACGACGAGCACUCUUCAGAAAUGUCCAAGAUGGAGAUUAUGAUGGAUCCCGAAGGAGCCACAACAACCCUUCUACUGGAAAAUCAGAUGGCCAUGUCGGCGGACUGGUCCAUUUCCGCCAAGGAUGCCCGAGCAAGGCGGCCAGAGUUCCUCCAUUCAACUACACCCCAAGUCCCACAGCGACCCUGCAAGACGCUCAGGGCCAAGCCACGCACCAGGCCACCCACAAGUCUGAAGUAGACAUUUGAGGAAGGACAUUAGAAGAAAAAGUUGUGGACUAUCCUUUACCUUAAGUUCUGAGACCUUUUUUUUCUCCAACCCGUUGCAUCAAAGCUUGAACAGUCACCAUAGUCUACCAUCUAGUCUACCUGAGGUCUGUGGCUGUGUGUUCAUAAGGGUCCAGGCUGGCCCGGGUGACAGGAAGUGACACGUUUUUGUACUUGUUUUUAUAUUUGUAGAAUAUUCAUUGCCUACUAGACAUGUAGUCAACACAUGAUUCACAUGAACGGUAUGCAAACUUUUGAAGGGACAGUAUGCAAACUUUUGAAGGGGGCGGGCCCAACUGUGUACAAGCCUGUCAUGUUGGACAAUUUGCUUCCACCGGCCUGAUCGUUAAGUUCGCUUUGAUUGGCAUCUUUCUUUAAGCAGUGUUCGCGACAUGCUACGAGCUAACCGCUAACAACUCAGUGUUUGAGCUGAACAUUGAUGAGUGAUUGACAGGAGUCCAUCAUAGCAGCCUUGACUCGUGCGUCCUCAUCAGGUUUGUAAAUAAUGACGCUGCAUUAAGCUAAAGACAGCAUGCCGAUGCAUUCGCUGAUGUCGGUAUGACCUUCCAGUGGGCGUGUCUUGUACAUGAAAAGGUCAUGACCCUUCAGUCCUUUUAUUGUAUUCCUAGCUGCUUCAGUGUAUAUCCGUCAAAGUAGAGCUGCCAUGAAUAUUCUCUGUAGUCGUACCAUCAUUCACCUGAAGGAGGAGAACUGCUCCAUGUGCAUGUUUCACUACAGAACCAGGUAAAGGUAAAGAACUGCUCAAAUGUCUUCCCCGUCAUCAUUGUUUAUUAAAAGCUGUGGAACUA